AUCCUCUCUCCCUCCCCUCGCUUACACCCCUCACUCUGGCCACAAGCUGAGCCCAGCUCACACAACACACACACCCAUCACUGUAGGCGAUUCACACGCCCAUCGCAUCGCGUGCGGCUGCCACGGCCUCGUACACCCUUGUGCACGUGCAGGCUUAGUGUGUGUGGGGGGGGGAGGCGAACGGUGAUCCACCGCUGGAUGAGCAACCGCUCUGGGGCACGCGUCGCUUGCUCUCGAUCUGGGCCGUGUAUUCCUUUGACCAUACUUCACCGCGCCGGGGAACAGGGCUAGACUUUAGGUGGAGGUGUGGGUGGGUGGUGGGGGGACGCUGCCCUGCAGGUAUCGAUUUAGCGACGGACAAACGAAGCUGCUCCUGCUGCUGGUGACGACGACAAGGAGGAGGAGGAGGAUGAUGGUGAUGAUGAUGGUGGCGAGCCGAUCUGCGACGGGUGGCGUGAGCUGCGUCGCUGCGCUCCGGCGGGCGAUGCUCCCCGGGGCUCCGAUUGUGGCUCGGGGGGGGUCCUGCAUCGUGACCCCCUCGCCGACGGCGGCGAGGGGGGGCGUCGCUCGGUGGUGCACGGGGCCGCCCGCGUGCGCGGGACAAACCAAGAAGCGGGGUUACGACAUCACGCGGAACCCCCACCUCAACAAGGGCAUGGCGUUCACCCUGGAGGAGCGGCUCCAGCUGGGGAUCCACGGCCUGCUGCCGCCGUGCUUCCUCUCGCAGGACGUGCAGGCGUACCGCGUGAUGCGCAACUUCGAGGCACGCUCCAGCGACCUGGACAAGUACAUCCUGCUGAUGACGCUGCAGGACCGCAACGAGAAGCUCUUCUACCGCGUGCUCACCUCCGACGUAGAGCGCUUCCUGCCCAUCGUCUACACCCCCACCGUGGGGCUCGCUUGCCAGCAGUACGGCAUCGCCUUCCGGCGGCCCAGGGGCUUGUUCAUCACCAUUCACGACCGCGGUCACAUCUCCACCAUCCUCAACUCCUGGCCCCAGCAGGACAUCCGGGCGAUCGUGGUGACGGACGGUGAGCGGAUCCUGGGUCUGGGCGACUUGGGCAGCUACGGGAUGGGCAUCCCCGUGGGCAAGCUGGCACUCUACACAGCAUGCGGGGGAGUGCGGCCACAGCACUGCUUGCCCGUCAUGCUGGACGUGGGCACAGACAACCAGGCGCUGCUGGACGACCCGCUCUACAUCGGACUGCGGCACCAGCGAGUCCGCGGGGCCGACUACGAUGCCCUCGUCGGCGAGUUCAUGGAGGCGGCGACGCAACGGUACGGCAUGAACUGCCUCAUCCAGUUCGAGGACUUCGCCAACUCCAACGCGUUCCGCCUGCUCAACAAGUACCGCCACAAGUACUGCACCUUCAACGACGACAUCCAAGGCACGGCGGCGGUGGCCGUGGCGGGCCUGCUGUCGGCCCUGAGGAUCACGGAGACUCGCCUCUCCAGCAACACCUUCGUGUUCCAGGGCGCCGGAGAGGCUGCCAUGGGCAUCGCGCACCUGCUCGUGAUGGCCAUGCAGAAGGAGGGCACCGCGCGGGAGGAAGCGCUCGAGAGGAUUUGGAUGGUCGACUCCAAGGGGCUCAUCGUCAAGGGCAGGUCGAAUCUGAACCACGAGAAGGAGGUGUUUGCCCGCGACCACGCGCCGCUGCCAUCGCUGGAGGAGGUGGUGCGCACCGUCAAACCCACGGCCCUCAUCGGCGUGGCAGCAGUGGGGGGGGCCUUCACCGACCGCAUCCUGAGCGACAUGGCCACGUUCAACGAGCGCCCCAUCAUCCUGGCGCUCAGCAAUCCCACCAGCAAGGCGGAGUGCACGGCGGAGCAGUGCUACCGCGUCACCGAGGGCCGAGGCGUGUUCGCGAGCGGCUCCCCAUUCGCGGCCGUCUCCCUGCCCAGCGGCCGCAUGCUGCACCCGGGCCAGGGGAACAACGCCUACGUGUUCCCGGGGCUGGCGCUGGGCGUGAUCGCGGCGCGCCUGCGGCACAUCACCGACGAGGCCUUCCUCGCCACCGCCGAGAUGAUCGCUGGGGAGGUGACGGACGCGCAUCUGGCAGAGGGACGUCUCUACCCACCGCUCAGCUCCAUCAGGGAUAUCUCCUUCAAGAUCGCGGUGAAGAUUGUCGAGCAGGCGUACGCGAGCGGCAUGGCGAGCCUCUACCCAGAGCCGCAGGACAAGGAGGCGCUGGUUCGAUCCCACGUCUACAGCCCCGACUACGACUCCUUCGUCCCCGACUGCUACACGUGGCCGGCGGCCUACAGCAAGACGCAGACAGUGUGACGCGAGGGUCGGGGGCGGUGCCGAGAAGGGCGACGGCCUCGGGGGCGCGGGGGGGGGGAUGGGGAAGUCACCUGAGGUCAUCGUCCAUCCCGUCGGGGUCACUUGAUUUCGGCCCAUCGAGCUGACUGAACCUAAACUAAAGUUUUUUUCAAUUUGACCAGGUAAGGAAGGCUCACUGAGUUACAUGGUAGCUCUUUUGCAGAAGCGACCUGGCUAUCGCAGAUGAUAGCGCAGCCGAAGUGGCUCAUCGUCGCGUGGACAUUUGCGAGCAGCCAAAUACUCGAAAACGCGUGGUAACGUUGAUUCUAAAC
Molecule: messenger RNA, 2595 nt
Organism: Petromyzon marinus (sea lamprey)
Lineage: Eukaryota; Metazoa; Chordata; Hyperoartia; Petromyzontiformes; Petromyzontidae
Product: NADP-dependent malic enzyme-like
Biological process (GO): pyruvate metabolic process; malate metabolic process
Cellular component (GO): mitochondrion
Molecular function (GO): malate dehydrogenase (decarboxylating) (NADP+) activity; NAD binding
Source: RefSeq, a predicted model, not a curated record